This is a messenger RNA of Portunus trituberculatus (swimming crab), 4324 nucleotides long. RefSeq names its product roundabout homolog 2-like. Gene Ontology annotation, cellular component: axon; plasma membrane. The record is from RefSeq and is a predicted model, not a curated record. The transcript has 4 exons. Gene Ontology annotation, molecular function: protein binding. NCBI's taxonomy places the organism in Eukaryota, Metazoa, Arthropoda, Malacostraca, Decapoda, Portunidae. Bases 382 to 3690 code for a protein of 1102 amino acids. Gene Ontology annotation, biological process: axon guidance; cell-cell adhesion.
CUUCCUCGACGGGCGACCGAGGCGAGGCAGUCGGUCGUGCCGCCGCGGUCAGUGCGAGACCAGUUUACGAGAAGGGAGGACGUGCGUGCGUGAGUGCGCGCCCCUCACUUUAACUCUCCACAGCGCCUGUCGCUCCGUGGUGCGUGCUUGAGAAGACAACAAAAUAGUGCUUCAGUUCUCAAGAGGAAAACUUCCCUCAAGCACUGACACACACAAGAGGGAAAAAUAAGAGUGAAAUAUAAAAGAAAAAACAGUAUUUUUUUUUCGAUGAGGAAGAAAAGUAGUGAAAAUUGUUGUGUUGUGAAGCCGCAGCAUGCUUGAAGAGCUCCAGCGGCGGCGAGGAGCAGUGCGCUAGCCAACCAGACCACGGCGAGGAGUGACAUGGAGGCGGCGCUGACGGUGCUGGCCACGUUGGUCCUCCUCCUGGGGACCCUGGGACACGGCGGCGCCUUGCCAGGUCCGCCGGUUCUGCGGGAACACCCAAGCAGCGUGGUGGUGCCCCGCAAUGACCCUGUCACGCUCAACUGUGCAGCAUCGGGGGCAGCCCGCAUCAGAUGGUUCCGUGACGGCGAGGAAGUGACCACCUCGCCUCAAGACCCCCGCGCCCACCGGGUGCUGCUGCCCUCAGGCUCUCUCUUCUUCCUCCGCGUAACCUCCACCAGGAGGGACAGUGAUGCUGGUACCUACUGGUGCGUUGCCGCUAAUAGGUACGGCGUCACGCGCUCCCGCAAUGCCACCCUUACUGUGGCCACAUUGGCCACUGACUUCCAGAGCGUGGCAGAGCCUGAGGUAAAGGCCCGCGUGGGUGACACAGUCAGCUUACCCUGCCGACCACCAAGGGGAGUCCCCCGCCCUGAAGUCACCUGGCUGAGAGACGGUCGUCAGGUGAGCGACUCCCGCCGCAUCACCGUCACGGAGGAGGGUGACCUGCUCAUCAGUCAGGCUGUGGAGAAAGACUCGGCUGUCUAUGUGUGUCGUGCACGCAACGCUGCAGGAACCCGCGAGUCACCAUCCACGGCGCUCUCCAUAAUGACGCCGCCCUGGUUCAAGGAGCGCCCCGCCAACGUGACAGCAGCCUCUGGCGUGGUGGUGGAGCUGGCUUGCAGGGUACAGGGGUCUCCCACACCCGUGGUAACCUGGCGGAGGCUGGAUGGGAAAAUGCCAAUAGGGCGAGCUGCUGUAGAAGAGCAGCGCCUUGUACUGCGGGAGGUGGCGGCUACUGACUCAGGAGUGUACGUUUGUGAGGCGGAGAGUGAGGCUGGCAGAUCCUCUGCAAAGGUCACACUCACUGUGGUCGAUGCUCCUGAGCUGACACAGCGGCCUCAGCACCUUCAGGUCAUGGCGGGAGAGGACGCGAAAAUCUCAUGCCGCGUGGAAGGAGAGCCGCACCCGAUGGUGGUGUGGCGCCUCCCCACGCUAGACAGAACCGCCCUCCUUGCUCCAGGCCAGAGCAGCGGCAGUGCCUCCGUCAGCGAGGAUGGGCACACCCUCCAGCUGCGACAGGCGGCCACCGAGGACAGCGGCACCUACUACUGCUGGGGCGUGAGCAGCGGCGGCGGCGUGAGCGGCUGGGCGGAGGUGGUCGUGGUGCUGGCCUUACCUCCGCCAGUGGUGGGCGUGGGUCCUCAAGACCAGAAGGUGGCUCCUGGGGGCACUGUCACCUUCCGCUGUGAGGUGGUGAGUGAGGCGGCCGAGGCCCGGGUCACCUGGCACUACCGGGCCGCCACGCACCUUCCAGCACGCUCAAUCUCACAAGGUACCGAUCCUCGCUUCUCUCUGCCUGACAACGGCGCCCUUAUCAUCAAGGAUGUGCGUCCGGACGACGCCGGCGUUUACUCCUGCCACGUGGAGGCGUCGACGGGCAGCGCGGAGCAGAGUGCAGCGCUGCGUGUGUCUGAGGACGCAGGGGACAGCGAGACCCUGCCGCUGCUGCCGGCGCCACCCACCAAGCCUCGGGUGGUGGAUGUGAACCAGACGGCGGUGCAGCUGAGCUGGCUGCCUAACUCACAGGAGGGCGGGGAGUGGGCGCAGUGGUACUCAGUGGAGUACUGGCGCCGUGGCUGGCCGGAGUGGCGGGUGGCCGACGCUGUCACCACGCAGGAAUCGUGUGUAGUGGAUCAGCUCGUCCCCGGGCACACCUACACCUUCCUGGUGCGCGCCGUGAGCAGCCGCGGCGCCUCCUUCCCAAGUCCGUGGUCAGAGCCCGUCACCGCCAGGCCGCGCCGCGAAUCAGGGCUUGAUGCAGACCAGCUGCGACAGGCGCGCCGCCGCCUCUCCCGACCUGUGGUCGCCCUCACCGGUGCCUUUGCCACCGCCCCCGAUAGUGUGCUGCUGAACUGGGAGUUCCUGGCACCGGGUGAGGGUGCGGUGGAGGGCGUGUUGGUGUACUCUGUGAGGGAGGGCGGUGGCGUGCAAGUGGCCACUGUGCUGGGCGCCUCCUCCUCCUCCCAUGUGGUGCACGACCUGCAGCCCUACACGUCCUACACCUUCUUCGUGGUGCCCUUCUGGCGCAGUGUUGAGGGCACGCCUUCCAAUUCCUACUCACUCACCACUCCCGAGGACGUACCCCUGGAGGCGCCCAAAGAUGUACGCGUAGCGCGACGACAGGAGGGCUCGGUCCUUAUUCAGUGGACAGGCGUGGAGGGCGCGGCGGUGCGUGGGCGGCUACAGGGAUACAGCGUGACGCUGAGCCACAACGGUAGCCACAGCACGCAGACGGUGGCGUCACCCUGGCUGGAGGCAACUGGACUCCUGCCGGGUAGCCUUUACACUGUAAGAGUGGCUGCCCUGACUGGGGCGGGGCCUGGGCCCUCCAGUGACCCCGUACUGCUCGACACCCGCAGAACCGAUGAGGCCCUGGCGGCGGAGGAAGGCGCUGGCUCUGUGUUGUACGCGCCUCCCCAGCCUGCCUGGCUGGCUUACCUGCUGGUGCCACUGGUGGUGGUGCUGUUCUUGGUGACGUUGUGGUACGUGAGAAGACUGCGGCAUAAGGCACCGCCUUCUAACCCACCCCAUGCUCCCUCCCUUUAUCAGGACCCGUCCCUCUGCCCCGACCACCACUCCGUCAACAUGUACAGUGAGCACAAACUGUGGCGGCCCUCAGAAAGCGAUAAGGACUCCAGCUUGUCAUCGACUCGCCUCCUCCGGCCAGACCAGCUAGCAAAUGAAUACGCCGAACCUCGAGUGCAGCGGCCUAAUGAAGCCACGGAACCCUAUGCCACCACGGCCCUGCUGGCGCCGCCCUCGCCCCACCUUAAGCAAGGUCCACCCUGGCGCCAUCAGAGCGACGACUCUGGCGUACAGGUGAAUUGGGCUGCCAUCCUGCCGCCGCCUCCGUCCUGCCCACCGCCUCCAGACCUCGACUUGGGUGACCCAUCGGUCAGCAGUCCCUACAAGGGGACUCGUAAAGCGUCGUCACAAUACGACAAUAUGGGUGGGUCUGAGCAGUACGAGUGGCCGUGUGACGGAGCCUCGGAACACACUUACGACGUGUACACACAGGUGGCGCCGUGCAGCAAUCCGCGUGAUGGUCUUCUUACAUUUAGUACUCUUCAGGCACGUGGAGUUGCUGGUAGUAGUGGUGGUGGUGUUUGUGGUGGUGGAGGGGGUGGCGGUCCCAACUCCCGCAGAGUGCGCGUGGACUGUCACCCUCCAAGGCCAGUGGAGCCGCCCCGCAGCAACACUCAUUAAACAUGGUGCAGCAGAGCCUCCGGCGGGACCUGAGGACACUAGUGAUACUUAAGAGAACGUGAUAUGGACAACGUCGGUGCUGAGAGCAGCGGGUGUCAACCCCUGGACCACUAAACAGUAGUGGUGUGGUGCUGGCCGGCAGGCUUGAGUUUCUCCCUGUAGUUAGAAAGAUACUGAAGCGCUGCCGUGCUUUGUGGUGUCCCGUCCUGUCCCUCAGAUUCCUGAGGGGCCGUGACUCCCAUUCCUUUUCUCUCCCUCAGCCUAUGAACGUCACAGUCUAGCAGAUUCGCAGAAUAUAAAAGCCUUUAGAUACACUGUAGAUCCCUGAGUGCCCUCGGGAGUGGCCCUCCGCACCCCACCCUCACGAGAGUAUGUGAGACCUCUAGCGCCUGUGAGCCAUUCCUUCCACACCCUAGUGAAUGAGACGAGACCCUACGCCCUCGAGACGCAGUAGCUAAGCCUCACCGCCUGUAUAGUGCACAUCCUACCGUCCGCCCUCGUCACACUGUGAUAGUCCCUGCCCCUCCCCGACACUCCAGGGCCUCCUCCUUCCCCGCGCCCCGCAUCGCUAGUCACCUGUAUAUAUGUACAUACCAAAUUAUUUUUAUAUUAAAAUAUUCAUCUUCGCCUGUCA